Carcharodon carcharias (great white shark) is the source of this 798-nucleotide messenger RNA. Its product is annotated as 60S ribosomal protein L23a-like. Gene Ontology annotation, cellular component: ribosome; cytosolic large ribosomal subunit. NCBI's taxonomy places the organism in Eukaryota, Metazoa, Chordata, Chondrichthyes, Lamniformes, Lamnidae. The transcript is spliced from 3 exons. The record is from RefSeq and is a predicted model, not a curated record. Gene Ontology annotation, biological process: translation; ribosomal large subunit assembly. The coding region runs from base 1 to 798 and encodes 265 amino acids. Gene Ontology annotation, molecular function: structural constituent of ribosome.
AUGGCAGACACUAUGGAGCUUCUGGUCCUGGAGAACAUGGAGAUGCACGCAGACCUGCAUUCCAUCAGGGUAGCCAUGUCUGAGAUCCUGCAGUGGCAAUUCGAGAAUGAAACGGGGCAUCUCAAUAUCCCUCCAGGGCAUAUGGCACUGGUUUUGCCUUCAGAUAGAGAUGGGUUACUUCCAGAUCCAGAUGAAUCCUGGCCUGCAGGCCUUGGGUUCUACCUAGAAGUGAACGCCCCCAAGCCUGACCAAAGCAGCCUGGACGGAGUUCACAGAGGAGGUCAGCAACCUUGGGGCCAUCUGGCCAGCUUGGCUUCAGUACCACUAAAAGCUCCUCCGAAGGUGAAGAAGGAAGCUGUCCCUGCCAAGACUGAGGUUAAAUCCAAGGCCUUGAAAACAAAGAAGGCCAUUUUGAAGGGAGUUCAUAGUCACAGGCAGAAGAAAAUUAGAACGACAUCUACCUUCAGGAGACCAAAGAUACUGAGACUGAGAAGGCAACCCAAGUACCCUAGAAAGAAUGCCCCCAGGGGGAACAAAUUGGACCAUUAUGCUAUCAUUAAGUUCCCCCUGAUCACUGAGUCUGCUAUGAGGAAAUUUGAGGGCAACAAUACUUUGGUUUUCAUUGUUGCCAUCAAGGCCAAUAAACAUCAGAUAAAACAGGCUGUCAAGAAACUGUAUGAUAUUGAUGUAGCUAAAGUCAACACUCUUUUCAGGCCCGAUGGUGAGAAGAAAGCUUCUGUUUGUCUGGCCCCAGGCUAUGAUGCAUUGGAUGUUGCUAAUAAGAUUGGAAUCAUUUAA